GCUCUUAUUUCAGUUUAUUGGCAAUUUGUUGAAAACAAAUGGACACCGAAAGGCGACACGUCGAUAUUUUUAUGUGACUAAGUUACUAAUACUAGCUAGGGGACUGCGAAUAAGAAGUAUUCUGCGAUUUCUGGUUAAAAGUUUGAUCUGCAGUUAAGACAAAUCAUUCGGCAUUAAUUCGAUUGUUUGGAUUCUCCGACAAACUUGCUAUACUUAUAUACUUAUACUCCUGUACACCCUUGACCAUCAUGGCUUCUGUUAGAACACACAUCAUGCAUUCAAACUUCUUUUAAUGUGACAGCCAAACAGAUUCAGUGAUAUUACCAGAGGUUUUCAACAAAUAAAGACUUUAAAUAGGGCAGGUUGCCUGACAAUCUGCAUAUUUGACAAUGGGUGCCACAGGAAGCAGCCUGAGUGAGCUUGGAGAGAAUGAAUGCCUUCAGAGAUUUGUUGGAAAAGAUUCUAUUGACGACACAGAUCCCUUCUGGGAGCAGCUCCUGUCCUUUUCCUUCAACAUCCCACACACGAGUGCCGAUGCAAGGCUCAUAGAAGAAUCGUCACAGAACCUCUGCAAGACACUGGCACAUAGUAACCUCCAUUCUGGUAAUCUUUGUGCAUUGGUCCGUGUGUUCAUCAAGAGGGCAAUGCAGCUUAAAGUCUCGGCACAAAAUGAAGACCAUGUCUUCACGUGGCAGACCUACAACGCCCUGUUCAUCAUUCGGCGCAGCCUCAAGUACUUCCUGGAGAUGCUAUCCGAGGGGCGUAUCCUCCAGCAGUUAUCAGUGUUAGUUAGAACUAGACCAUCCUCCACGGUGCUCAAUGUAGAAGAUGUGAUGGAGAACGGAGAGGCAGAUGGAGAUGAGACACUCCUGGAGAAGUUCAUCCAGACCCUCAUACAACUCCUGAUCGAAGUCCCUGUGCUGAAUUUCACCUAUGUAAUUCACCUAGAGACGAUCAACACCUUAUUGGUUCUCCUAUCAGUUCAGAUGUACAUACCAAGGAUAUCACACAAGAGCCUCAUUACAGAGUAUAUCAUGCAUGGAAAAUGUUCCAAUGAUGCCCAUAUUCUGGUGAAGAUUCUCCUAGAUCAGUUCAUCAAGAGAGAAGAAUGUCCAGCAGAGCUUCUGAGAGAUUCACCCAAACCAGCUAGCUUUCUUUACGGCAUCUCUGCAGCAAUAGCAGCCGGUAUCUGGGCGGUGCUCACUCUGGGUUACGGAGGACGAUCGAAGACAGAGGAUCAAGAAGACAGAGCACUCUUAGCCAAUCAGAGUCUCCUCCUCUUACAAGUCCUGACCAAUCACUACACGCAUGAGAAGGGAAUACACAAUCCGUACAGGAGGGCACUCUGCUCCUUUGCAAAUUCACAAGAUGGUGGAAUUCCGAUUGGACCAUCAGGUUGCCUCCCUCCAUUCAAGCUGAACUCUGCCAACCUGUAUGAAGCAUUCUGUAACCAUCUCAAAGAUGAUCAAAGUACCCUCCUUCUAUACCUCCUCCUGCAUCAGAACAUUAACUUCAGGAACUAUGUCUUGUCAAGAACAAACAUUGACACACUGGUAAUUCCCCUUCUGAAGAUACUGUACAAUGCCCAGGAGAGGAAUUCCCAUCAUAUCUACAUGACUCUUAUCAUCCUCCUCAUCCUCAGUGAAGACGACUCCUUCAAUAAGUGUGUUCAUGAAUUGAUGGUGAAGCAGGUAACCUGGUACACAGAUAGAACCAUAACAGAGAUCACAUUGGGUGGCCUAAUCGUUCUCGUAGUCAUCAGGACCAUACAAUACAACAUGACAAGAAUGAGGGAUAAAUACCUCCAUACAAACUGCUUAGCUGCUCUUGCCAAUAUGUCUUCACAGUUCCAUUCGCUGCAUCCCUAUGUAACGCAGAGGAUAGUAAGUUUGUUUGAGUUACUAAUCAAGAAGCAUGAUAAGAUUGUGGAGCAGCUUAGAGCGUCAUCAGCUGUUGAAGCCAAUGGAGAUCUCACGCAGGAUGCUGCUGUUGUACAUGAUGAUCUGUUAUCAGAUCUGAGCGUGUUAGAAGAAGUCAUUCGUAUGGUGCUAGAAAUCAUCAAUUCAUGUCUAAUCAACAUGCUCCCACACAAUCCUCAUCUAGUCUACACGUUACUCUACAAGCAAGAUCUGUUCACGAGCUUCAAAUCACAUCCAAAGUUCCAGGAUAUCAUACAAAAUAUUGACACGGUUCUGACAUACUUCUCAGUGAGGUUAGAAGAGAGUCAAGAGGAGCAUCAUACACCAUCGGUUCAUCAAGUAUUAGAUAUCAUCAAACAAGGCAUGCUGCAAUGGCCUCGAGAUAGAUUGAGGAAAUUUCCUGAGCUGAAGUUCCGGUAUGUAGAGGAGGAUCAGCCUGAAGAGUUCUUCAUCCCAUAUGUGUGGUCCCUAGUCUAUCACUCCUCAAACAUGUACUGGGAUCCAGACCGCGUAGAACUCUUCUCUAUCAAUGCUACAUGACAUAUCUCAGACUUGUCCUAGUCUAGGACUCCGAAAUUUGGGAUCCAGGCCAUGUAGAACUCUUCUCUAUCAAUGCUACAUGACAUAUCACAGACUUGUCCUAGUCUAGGACUCUGAAAUUUGGGAUCCAGACUGUGUAGAACUCUUCUCUAUCAAUGUUACAUGACUUAUCCCAGGCUGGUCUUUGUCUAUCACUCCUCAAACAUGUGCUGGGAUCCAGACCAUGUAGAGCUCCUCUCUAUCAAUGCUACAUGACAUAUCACAGGCAGCUUUUAGUCUGUCACUUCUCAAACAUGUAUUAGAAUCCUGUCUGUUUAGAACUCUUCUUUAUCAAUGCUACAUAUCAUAUCCCAGGCUGGUCCUAGUCUAUCACUCCUCAAACAUAUAUUGGGAUCCAGUCUGUGUAGAACUCUUCUGUGUCAAUGCUACAUAACAUAUCCCAGACUGGUCCUAGUUUAUCACUCAAACAUGUUUUGGGAUCCACCCCUUGUAGAACUUUUCUCUUUCAAUUCUAGAUGAAAAUAUCGCAGGCUCGUCCUAGAACUCUUGUGCUUGUACCCGUUCCAUCAAUCUCUGAGGUGUGUUUGGCCCCAGUCGGUUGGUUCUCAAAGAUCCAGACCUUGUAGAACUCUUGUCUAUCAAUGCUACAUGACAUAUCCCAGAUUAGGGCUGGUCUCAGAGUGCUUGAACUUGUUCCUGGUCCAUCACUUUUUUAGGCUCCAUUUAGUGUAGGUGUGCUUGAAGACAUCAAAAGGCUCAAAUGACGGAACUCUAGUUGCAUGGUGAUCUAGACUGUUCAGAUUCCUUCUUAAAGGAAUAGCAUCAUAGCCUAUAAAAAUCAUGUCCUAAUCAGUGAUGUUACAGCUAAGGCUGGGAAUUUUCUGCCCACCUAGAGGAUUUUGCCAGGAAAUUAAAAAAAGAUAGAAUAAAAUAUGAAAAAUGAAAGAAGAGGAGAGAAGGGAAGAAUGGGAGAGAAAAUGGAAAAAGAGAGAAGAGGAAAAGGAAAAGAAAAGGAAGAAAAAGAGGGGGAGGGAAAUAAAGAAAAUAGAGGGAAGAAAGGGAAAACAGGAGGAAGAGAGAAAGGGAAGAAAAGGACAGAUAAACAUGCAAGAAAUAUCAGAACAUGCAGGGUAUUUAUACUGGAUGUACAACUCUUGUUCAUAUUUCUGAAUGAUUAUGUAAUUUCCAGUGAGGCUUGUAUCUGCAUACAUGUGCAGCCUUUUUCCCUGCUCACUUUUUUUCAACACAUCCUGUAGUAAUAAUGAUGGGUAUUUAUAAAGCACCAUCUAUUCCAAGGCACUAUUAGUAUUACCCCGGCUUUAGCCCUAGCUGCUGUUUCAAGCACCCGGUGCAGUCAAGGAAAUCAUGCUGGGUAACCAUUGUUUUGAACGACAAUAUCUAAAAUGAAGCAAAAUUUUUCCCAUCUUCAAAAUAUGGUAUAAAUUACUUCCAAAUAAAAUGUCAUUGUUGGUGAUUCUCCCCCCCCCCCCUUUUUUUAUGUGGAUGGGUUUAUGAUAUAUUACCAUUUUGCAUGUGUACAUACAGGAUAUGUAUAUUUGGCAAUAUUUAGUUUCAGAGUUUAUGUUUAUAUCAAUAUUUUAUCCUCAUUUUUGCAAUAAUGUUAAGUUAUUUUAUUUUAGACUGAAAUGUGCACAGAGCCAAUUUUGUAAUUUGUUGUAGCCAUAAUGUGUUCAAAAUUUGAAUGCAGUUUACUUUAAUGCAUGUUGGUUAUGUGUAUCAGUCUUGUGCUUUUUCUACUACAUUCGUGCAAAUUUUGUAUGAAAAGAUCUUCCUAAUUCAAAUUACAAUUUAUAGAUAGCAAAUUUGAUACCUUUGCUGAAAAUAACCAUUCUAUUGAUAUGGUUAUUAUUCAUGCCAUGUAAUAUAUGAUCUGUGAUGAUUCUUCUGCAGAAUUUAAAGUAAUAUUUCUGGAGAUACAUAUUGUGUUUUAUUUAAACAUUCAUUCUCAUAUGUGUGAUAACUAGUACCACUUUCUCAUGUCACAUCCGAAACGUCAUUUCCAAUUUUUAAAUCUCUGGGAUUACUAAAGAAAGAUGAAUUCCAUCUUGAGUAGUUAAUUAAAGCAAUCUAAAGCUUGUCAAAAAGGAAUUGAGAUUGUUCAACUCCUGAUGAUAUGGCUGGAUACAGAUUUUGUAUAACAAAUUUUGGUGAAAGUUGGGAGUAUUAUUUUUUUAAUGGCAUAUUGUCAUAGAUUGACAGGUCAUGGUCUUUGUAACUCAGACAUCAAUUUAUCUGAGAUUUUUGUGCACUGCAUUUAUUACUCAUUGCAGAAAUCCAUAUUCUUAAUUAUGUGGUGCAUGGAAAUCACGAAACAUACAAAUUAACACCCAUCUGGCAGCGUACUUAAUUAUAAACAUUUUCAACGUCUGGUACACAAAAAGUAUGUUUAAAUGAAGAUGCGAUAAAGGAUCUACUUAGAAUUUGCAGAGAAAUGUGACAUGUAAUUAUGUAUGAUUAUCAUUCAGCUUUCAAAGAGAGAAAAAAGAGUUAAUCUGGAAUAUGUGAAAAAUAGAUGGUUAAACUCUUUCUUAUAUUUUUUCAUAUGAUCAAAUCUAAAAUUAACAAGUGGAUAGAUUUCCCCAAUUUCCGUGUGGGUUCUGUUAUUUCCAAUAUAUUAAAAACGAACAGGAAAAUUUUACUAGGCUACACUGAUCACAUGAUAAUAAUUUUCAACAGUUGACAAAGCAAUGAUUAAUUAUGUAAACUCACAUCCCGUAUUCUUAAGUCUGGUUUAACUUGGGCCAUGGUGUAACUCUGUUCUAAACUUAUGGGAUGCCAAAUAUGUCAACAUUUUUACUAGCAUUCAUGUUUCUUGUGUUUAUCAUACUUUUUUUUAUCUUAGUUAAAUGUUUAAAAAUACUAUUUCAUUUAUAAUUCUGAGAUGGUUAAAAUUAGGUUGAGUUGUCAAAUGAGCCGGCUGAAUAGAACCUGUAUUGUUAAAGAUUUGUGCUACAGUUAGCUAUCCAUAGUUAAACACAACUUUAGACCAGAGGUUGAAUUAAAGCCAAGUUCAGAAUACAGGUCACAGAGUUCUGUGUUUAACAUCAGUUUAUUCAGAUUUAUAUUAUUAUUCUCAUUAGAAGUUUGGUGAUACAAGCUUACAGCAUAUAUGAUUAUGUGUGAAAUGAUGUUGGUCAUAAAUAUAUAUAUUUUGACACAUUUAUUGUUUUUGUGUCCCUGAACACCUGCCCCCCCCCCUCCUCCUUUAUGAAACGGGCCCCAGGGCCCUCUCUCACACAAAAAGUUGUGAUGUAUAUGGAAAGCCAUGACAGUCAAUUUUUUUUUCUUCAUCAACGAAGCUAACACAUUAUCACUUGUAAAUUAAAGGAGCAUGGUGAUUGGUAAAAACAAUAAUGGAAUGAAUCAAUUGAAACUCUUGUAAGAUGUGGAUCAUAGGCACUAGCGUACCUACGGGGGGGGGGCAGACUGCCCCCCCCCCUGACGAGUCUUGAAGACUUUUUUUUUUUUUUGCUUGUCAAUUUUUUUUCUGGUACGAAAUCCUUUAUUUGUGGUUGAAGACCUUUUUUUCUUGUCAAAUUUUUUGGCGGACGAUAUCCUUUAUUUGUGGUUGAAGACCUUUUUAUUCUUUGUUUUUUGCUUGUCAAAUUUUAUGGCGGACGAAUUUGCCCCCCCUGUGGAAAAUCCUAGGUACGCCACUGAUCGUAGGGAGUGUUUUGUGAAAGGACUAGUUGGAUGUUUUAUUUGACAGAGUUGCUUAACAUAGUAACAGUCGGCCAACUGUGCUUCUCAGCCAAUCAAAAUCAAGGGACAUUAUCACAUGACAAGUAUUGUUGAAACACUCUUCUGAUGUGUUGUAUUCAUUUACCCAACAGUUGCAGAUAAAUAUUUAAUUAUCAUAAAACAGAUGUGAAAGUUUUAGAAGAUGAUUUAUUUGGGCAAAGUUUCUUUGAUGCUUUUGUGUAAAUAAACAAGUUGUGUAUAAAAUUCUAUCAAAAAUGUGUUCAUAAUGCUAUGAAAUAGAAUUAAAAUGAUAUUUUAU
Lytechinus pictus (painted urchin) is the source of this 6480-nucleotide messenger RNA. Its product is annotated as dymeclin-like. Lineage: Eukaryota; Metazoa; Echinodermata; Echinoidea; Temnopleuroida; Toxopneustidae. The record is from RefSeq and is a predicted model, not a curated record. Gene Ontology annotation, cellular component: Golgi apparatus. The coding region runs from base 390 to 2459 and encodes 689 amino acids. Gene Ontology annotation, biological process: Golgi organization. The transcript has 16 exons.